AUGGCGCAUAUAAGCAACAGAGUGCUUACUGCAGGCGCAUGCUCUUUUAUACUCAUUUCUAUACUUCCGAAGCUAGACGCAAGUGUAAACUUGUACAGCCUUCUGGCCAUCGUUUGCACCUCCUACUGGGUGGGGGAGACGCCCUUCAAGUCCCUUAUUGUGCUGUACUUUCUUCUCAACUCACACGACAUAUUCUUUAUUAUGCACAGGGGACACGUGCUUCUUCUGCACUCGUUUCUCCACUGCACGGACAUCCCCAUUCUGACCGACGUCUCGCACGGAAGGGCGCUGUACAGGAGCAUCAAAAGCAAAAGCGUGAUUCCCAUAUGCAUUUCAAUGGCGAUAACAGCUGGCUGGGCAUGCUUUGUGUACCGCCAAGAAGGCAUUGGGAGCACGCCUCUGAUGUCAUCUUCUGUUAUUUCACUGCACUCAAACUCUGUGUACAUGUCUACUAUGCAGGACUACUAUGGGGCGUCGCAGAACAAGCAUGGCAGCGGAAACCGGAGAGUUGUAGGCGUGCCCAAAAAGAGCCUGACCACCGAGUGGAGGAUACUUUUGGACGGGGGAAACCCCCUCCCAACCCUGCGCAUAACCAGUGGAUCCUAUGUUUAUCUUCAGGAUGUGCGAACAGGAGAAUACCUGCACACCUUCGACGUGGCCUCCCCCCUAACUACUUCAAACCAGGAGGUCUCCACCGUUCCUACGCACAGCAGCAACAACAGGUUCGUCAUAAUAAACAAAGAAGGUGACAUCAGCAGAAAAACCCCCAUGCAUAGCGACGAAGACUUUUAUCUGAAACACGUAGACACCGGCGUCUUUCUUCGGGUGCUGAAGAGAAAUGUCCCCGGCGGGUAUGAGAUAAACGGGCAAAAAGAGGCAGGAGGAAGCAAGCACAUAGGCGGAAGAAACUGUCUGUGGACAGGAAUAGAGAUGGAAGCGAAUCCGAGCGCGGCCGCCCGCAUAAAAAAGGCUGCAGCGCAUGUCUACAAGUGUGUGAAAAUGCACAUGCUCUCCACGAAGGCAGAAAAAAAGCAGGAAAGCGCAGAGCGAAAGGCCCGUGUAGGAAUAUACCAAUACAUAUACAGCCACAAUAUGGUGCUCUACGGGCUUUUGUUUCUGCUGUCUGCAGCCCGCGGGCUGUGCCUAGGCGGACAUCUCUUGGAGCAGACCUGCUCCUGCGCGCUAGAUCUUUUGGAAAGCGUAAUUCUCGGGAAGAAUGUGCAGGAAGUUCUGUACUCUGCAGGGAUAAUAGGCAUACGAAAGGGAAUACACAUACAUAUGCUUGUGCGCGAGUUUGCUGGCCGAAGAAAGAUAAAAAAUGAAUAA
Molecule: messenger RNA, 1326 nt
Organism: Nematocida major
Lineage: Eukaryota; Fungi; Microsporidia
Exons: 1
Coding region: 1-1326 (441 amino acids)
Source: RefSeq, a predicted model, not a curated record